UCUGUUCCAUCGCACAUCUGAAGUCAAUGGUAUUCUCCGGUUGGAACGUUAUUCAAGAUUUAUGUUAAAAACAUUCUAAAGAUUGAUUCAACAGAUCGUUUGCAUGUUUCUACUGACUGUUACGGAACUUUUUGACAUUUCGUCUGCUUUUAGUGAGUGCGCUUCCUGACUUUGGAUUUGUUUACCAAACACGCUAACAAAAAUAGAUAUUUGGACAUAAAUGAUGGACAUUACCGAACAAAACGAACAUUUCUUGUGGAAGUGGGAGUCCCGGGAGUGCAUUCCGACGAAGAUCAGCAAAGGCUCUGGGUCCUGAAUUUAUCAGGAUGGCUGACGAACCCCAUGUAGAUCUGGAGCUUCCCGGAUCCAUAGUGUCUAAGAAGGGUAGGUCUAGUUCGUCCCAGAGAGAGGUUAGUGUGGUGUUGCCCAGUGGUCAGUCUGUAUUGGUCAGAUGUGACAAAAAGUCCAGAGGGAGAGAUGUGUUCGACAUGGUGGUGGCUCACGCUAACCUGGUAGAGCACUUCUACUUCGGACUGGCCUUCAUCGAUGAUGAUGAAUAUUUUUUCCUGGACCACGAGAUUAAAAUCUCAAAAGUUGCUCCUGACAGUUGGAAAAAAGUAGUGUCGACUUCUUUUCUUGUUUUUCUACGGGUCAAGUUUUUCGUUGACGACAUCUCUUUCAUAUUACACAGGGUGACGCGUCACCAAUACUACUUGCAGCUGCGGAAGGAUAUCCUAGAGGACAGGUUGUACUGCAACGAGGAGACAUGCAUGUUCCUGGCGGCUCUUGCUCUUCAGGCAGAGUUUGGGGACUACAUGUCUGAGUUGUAUGGUAGGAACUACUACCAGCCGGAGCAGUAUGUGUCCAAGAGAAUGCUGGAGAAGAUGGCUCUGCCCACUCUAAAGGAGGAGUUGUCCCGUUUCCACGCUAACAAUGCCCAGAUGCUGCCCGAGGAGGCUGAGACCGAGUUCCUAAAAAUCGCUCAGCAGCUUCCAGAGUAUGGGAUGAUGUUCCAUCGGGUAGGCCGGGAGAAGAAGCCGGUGGUGGGGGAGCUGGUGCUGGGAGUCUGUGCCACUGGAAUCAUUGUCUAUGAGCUGAAGAACCACCUCCGUACCGUCACACGACGAUUCCUCUGGAGGGAGACCGAUACCAUCUCUGCCAAUCGUUGUAAACUGACAAUAGAGUGUGGUGGUCCCAGCAAUAAGAAGCACAGUUUUGUGACAGAGAGUUCUAAGAUUGCUCAGUACCUCCUUAGUCUCUGCUCCGCGCAGCACAAGUUCCACAGUGAAAUGACCUCCAGGCAACUCAACUACAGCAUCGCUCAAGAUGAGAACAUUGAGAAGUACCAGUCUAUCUGUCGGACACGUGACUCCCAUAUGAAGCGUCUUUCAUGUUCCGAGGUCGUCCUGAACAGUGUAGAGAUACCGGCCAACCUCAGCCAACGCGAGUCGCUAAGUAAGUUGUGUGAUGACAUCACAGCGAAGGUGGAGGCAUGUCUACGGCAACAGAGUGAGAUGAGGGAAAUCAACAGAGAUCUACCCGAGCCAUGCCCACUGUCAGAGGUGAAGGAACAGGCCUGGAGUACUUCAGAGCCCAUCCCCAGAAUCAUCUCCAAUGCCUCUCUACAGAAACAGGACUCUGAGGGCUUCUUAGAGGCCCCCUCCACAAGCUCCUCCAUACGAGUAGACACAUUAACCAGGGGUUCUCCAGAGCGAGAGAUCAUCUGUCUGGUCCUACGGAAAGACCCUAAAUUGGGCUUUGGUUUUGUGAUAGUGGGGGAGGACAACACAGGGAUCCUGGACCUGGGAAUCUUCAUAGCCUCCAUCGUACCUUACGGACCAGCGGACAGAGACGGCAAAAUCAGACCAGGUGGUCGUCUGAUCUCUCUGAAUAAGAUCAGUCUGCAGGGCGUGACGUUCACCAAUGCAGCAGCCAUCCUCCAGAGCAGCCCUGAUGAGGUGGAGCUCAUCGUCUCACAGCCCAAAUGUUCUCUGAGGGACAGUAAGGGCUUGCUGCCACCCAGUACCCGGGAUUCUCUGAGGGACAGUAAGACUUCUCUGGCCCCCAGUACUCAGAGUCUGAUGUUGGAGAGGGGCUUUGGGUCCCAGACCACCCUGAAUGGGACAGAGGAAGCACUGGCUCUGUCUAACAUGGCCACAUCUAAACAUGGCAAGAGACUCCACAACCCUGUGGUUCGGAUCCUAGACGCUCAGAGGGUCUUGUUCCUGCUCAGUGGGGCUCUGUCUGAGGUCCACCUGACUCUCUGCAGACCUGUUCCUGGAGUACUGUCUCAACUGCACGCUGACACACUGGUUCCUUUCCCAUCUCCUACCAGUGGGGUGAGGUCCAAGUCUCUAGACAUCAGACUGGGAGAAGACUACAGCCAGCUACUCAAGCUACAGUCACACCAGAUUCACCAGGACCAUCAGUACAACAAGGAGAACCAGGCCCAGAAGGGGCCUAUGAAGUCAUCAUAUGCCCAGGAACAAGCAUCCAGUCAAGAGAGUCAGGACAGCGAGAUGAUAGCAGCUGAGAAACAGCCAUCCUCACUCUCUCCCACCCCUCCCUCACCCCCCUCCCCGAUUUCCCUCGCCAGCAGAAGUGACCCAGCAGACCAUGAAAAGUUGUCUGUUGUGGACGAUGAAGUUUCCGAAGAAAUUAGCUUGGCAUCUGGUGGGUCCAAGACCAGCGUUAGUCUCAUGUACGCCAGUUGCAUCAGAGACGAGGCGGAUGGCGGUUUGACAUACUGCCUUAUGGGUGAUCAAAUAACCAUUCUGGCUGAUCAAGAGUACUUGACCAUCAGUUCAACUUCUGACAGUCCCUCUAGCCUCACCUCAAAAACCUCACGUACCCCUAGUGUGGUUUCACACACCACCUCUCAUACACCCAGGCCCAGAUCCACCACCCCUACUAGUGUCCGAUCCACCAGCCCCAAUUGUACUUCCAUCCCCCACAGCUUGUCCUCGCAGACCACAAGCUCAACAAACCCCAAUCUGUCCUCGAAAACCGCCUCUGUCCAGCAGACACGAUCUCAGCCCUCUUCUAGGCCUCCAUCCAGCCUCUCUUCUAGGAUGUCUGACCUCAACAUCAGCCACUCUGUGCAUCAUCCCCAGCCCCAGCCUGCUACACCCCCUCUUCCCAGCCUCUCCUCCCAUACUGCAAACCCUAACUCCAGGACCUCCGACUGCAAACACAGCUUUACCUCCAAUCGUAAACAUAGCAUCACCUCUGAUUGCAAACCCAGCAUCACAUUCAAGACUACCAAUGCCUCCAACAUCAUUAGUACAGUCAUCCAAUACCAUCCCCAGCCCCCUGACACCUUGCCCCUCUCUCAACCCCCCACACACCACCCCUCUCCCCAGCCUCCACCAUCCUCACUCUCUCCCCUCAUUCAGCCUGCACCCCUCCCAUGCACAAAUACUACCUGGAGACAGGAGACAGAAGGGGAGGAGGAUGAAAAUGAUGAUGAGGAUCCAAGAAAGGUUAUGAUGGAGUUUGAGAUGUGUGUGGUUCUGACCAAGUUGUCGCGCAGUAGUUUUGGGUUCACCAUCACACGCAGCAAACUGGAUGCCUGCUACUACAUCCAGGACAUACUGGACAACCCUGCUAAGACUGACGGACGGCUCAGACCAGGGGACAGACUAAUCACGGUCAACGGCCAGGAUGUGACAAACGUGACAGAUGAGGUUGCCAUGUCGAUCCUGAGGUCAUCUCCUAGGAGGCUGAGUAUGACCCUGGGGAGGGCAGUGACCAACCUGAUAGCUCCACCUUCUCCAGACAACCUGCAAGACAUCAUUCUACACAAGACACCUACUGGACAGCUUGGUAUAAAGCUGACAGGUGGUAUAGGCAGCAAGAGGCAGGGGAUCUACUGUCUGGAGGUGGUUCCUGGUUCACCUGCCUGUGAGGAAGGCAGCAUCCAACCAAACGACAGGAUCCUGUACAUCUGUGGCCGAUGCACCAUGGGAAUGACUUUAGAGGAUGCUGUCAAGGCCUGUGAGAACGCUCCACGCAAAGUGAAACUCAAGGCCACCAGAGAUGAUCAGCCUGUGACGCCCAAAGCCAAGAGGAAUGGUCUCAGUGACCUGAGAGAGUGGAAGAAGGAGAAGGAAUGGAAGUAUUUCACUCAUUUUGAGGAACCUGCCUUUCCUGAGCCAGAGACACCUACAGAGCAGGCUAAAGCCGUGACCGAGACCACUGGGAAAUUCAGAUCACGUCUUUUUGUCACCUCAGAUCAAGAUAGCUGUAUCUUGCAGAUAGAUGUCUGUAAGCCAGAGGGAGGGUGGCUGGGCUUUGCUCUGAUUGGAGGAUGCAAUGGGAGCGUGCUUAGAGUGAAGAAGAUCUGCACUGGAGGCGUGGCCCAGCAAGACGGGCGGCUCAGAGUGGGAGACAUACUGCUCGAGGUGAAUGGGAUAAUAGUAUCAGGUCUGGGCCACAGUAAGGUGGUGGAUAUCCUUCGUAAGGUAAAGGGAAACGUCCAGCUCAUCAUCUGUAGAGACAUCAUACCCCGGGUCAAUACAGCACCCUGCACUGAUGGUUCCUUCUAUAUGGCCUCUUGCCAUAGAGACAACAUUGCCGCCUGCCCUGGAUCAAAUAUGGCCUCCUGUCCUGGAUCAGGAUCCAAUAUGGCCUCCUGUCUUGGAUCAAAUAUGGCCUCCUGUCCUGGAUCAAAUAUGUCCCCUUGUCCUGGGUCAAAUAUGAUGACCUGCCAAGGAGUCAACAUGGCUAUCAGCACUGGGUCAAAUAUGGCCUCCUGUUCUCGAUCAAAUAUGGCCUCCUGUCCUGUAUCACAUGUGACCGCCUGCCCUGAAGCCCAUAUGGGGGAUAAAGCGGAGCUUGUCUCUAACCCUGCUGCCUGCUCCUUACCUGAUGUCCAGCAGGAGGACCUUCCCCCUGAGUUGACUUCAGAUCCAGUACCCUAUGUAGAGGAGGAUAUUACCCCACUUUCUCCCCCACCCCUCUCUCCUCCCCAUCAUCCCGCACACCGCCUGCAGGCCCUGACAGGGGGCAUGGCUGGACAGGAGAGCUGUAACAGUACACCCUCUCAUCCGGCUUGCUGUCUGUCUAGCAAGAGUGUGACUAACUUGCUGUAUGACGCUUCUGACAGGAACCAAAUCUCUGUGACGACAUUGGGCGAACCCAUCACGGGCAGCAAGAAAAGCCAAUCAGACGGCUGGAGCAGCGAGGAUGAGGAUGAUGGGACGUUUGAAGCUAAUGAUCAGGAGAUGAUGUCACCUUCCUCAGGCCCACCUAUAAUUUCAGAAGAAGAGUUGGCCAGCCUAGCCAUGAUCAGUCCAGCUAAGACCAGUCAAUACUCUGGGCCCAGAGUGAAAGCCCUGAUACAGAUACUACAACAUCAACUAGACCAGCAAGAACUGGUCCGAGAGUUCAUGGCCUUGGAGCAUCUAAAGCCAUUUGAUAACUGUCUGGUGGGGAAAGCUCCUGAGAACCGGGAGAAGAACCGCUACCAGGACAUCCUGCCCUAUGAUAAGACGCGUGUUCUAGUGGGUGAUAACCAGGACUAUAUUAACGCCAGUUAUAUCCGUAUGGAGGUUGGCAGCGAGGAGUUCUUCUAUAUCUCCUGCCAGGGUCCUCUGCCCUCCACCGUGCCCGACUUCUGGCAGAUGGUCUGGGAGAACAGGUCUGAUGUGAUAGCCAUGAUGACCCAGGAUGUGGAGAAAGGCAGGGUGAAGUGUCACCGCUACUGGCCAAAGAAGGUUAGCUGUCCCCUGGACACGGGACGCUUCCAUCUCAGCCUGGAGAACCAGCAGAUCCUGGAAUACUUCCACAUCAAGAUAAUCCGCAUGGUGGAGAAAGAGUCUGGUAAGACCCACUUUGUCCGUCACCUGAAGUUUACCCGUUGGCCUGACCACGGUGUGCCGCAGUGUUCAGAGCAGCUGGUCAGGUUUAUCCGUUACCUCCGAGCGGUCCACCAUAAAGGACCUGUCACUGUACACUGUAGUGCUGGAAUAGGACGAACAGGAGUACUGAUCUGCACCGAUGUCAUACUGAGUCUCAUAGAAUACGAUCUCCCGAUCAAGGUCAGCAGCAUUGUUAGGGAGAUGAGACUGCAGCGAUAUGGCAUGAUUCAGACCAAGGAACAGUACCUAUUCUGCUACAAGGUAUGGUUGGAGGUUCUACAGGGCAUCCUGCAGCUGCAUGGUAACCGAUGGCAUCCUGAGAGCCCCCACAAAUUGUAACGCGAGAGCCCCCGCAAACUUAUGGGCCCUCACAAACACAGUAACCGAUGGCAACCCGAGAGCCCCCAUGAAGAUAACCAAUUUGUUUAACCAGUUACUUCCCCCCUUCCCAAAGAAGAUACCUUAUCAAUGAAGAUGUGUAAUAUUUGAAUAGUUGACUAUGUAAGUUAUACAUUUGUUAGCAGUUGAUUUUGUUAUGAGCACUGUAAGUAUGUGUUUUAGCCAACUACUUUAUUUGUUGUCAUGCCUAACAUGACUAUUAACAGUUGGCUAUAGCACAUAUAGAUGGAAGACCAGGCUGUUUCUGCAGAGUUUUGAUAUUUGGGUUAUGAAUUUAUUGAUGGAGGUAGACAUUCUUACUGUUGGUUCUUUCUUUGUUCUCAAACUGUGAUUAUAGUAUUUAAAAAUUGUGAAAUAAAUGCAUGCUAAUCAUUUAUUAAUUCUGUCCAUGACUGAAACCAAAAGUGAAUCGAAUCAAGUGCCUUGGAAAGACUUGCAGGUUUAUGUGACACUGAUUCAUAAUCCAGGUUUCUGGGGGUAAAUCCAAACAUGCGAUCUUGGAGUGCUAAGAGACUCAUAUUUUUGUUUGUUUCACCCCCAGAAACCUGGAAACCAGGUUUGAUUGAACAGGACCCUCAGUACACAUGCUCUGUGUGUUUCUGUAAGGAAUGUCUGUCCGAUACUGUUUUUGUUCGAAUCGUGUUGUCCCAAAACUUUUGCAGCACUGUAGUGAAACUUUAUUCAUUUUGCAGUCUAAUCUCUAUGACCACUGAACAAGUGCUUGAAGUUUGAAAUAUAAUGGGGGUCAAAUGCACAAAAUCAUUGUACAGUAACAUCACCAUUGUAGCUGCAGUUUCAGUAGCAUGAUAAUAUACCUCACUGUAACAUUCACUACCAGUACAGUAUAGCCUCGGUCUGAUCACUAUGUAUUACUUUGGACCGUCACAAAAAGUUGUUCUGAAAUACUGCUUUGUUUCACGGCGUGGUAAGGGCUGGAUCACAAUUAGAAACUGAUAUUUUUUAUUUUCAGUAGGUCACAGGUGCUGUAUAUGACAAGGCAGUUGGCUAUAGCAAUAUCUACAAGCAGAGAGAGCGAGAGAGAGAGAGAGAUUUACCUACAAGUGCUAACUGACAGAACAUGGAAAAGAGUCCCUCUGCAGGCUUACUGAAGGGUAAAUAAGUGUGUCUCAGAGGUGCCCUUGUGACUGCAUGGGAAAAAAUAUCUUCUCCUCUCUAACUAUAAGGCACAUGUGAGAGGACUAUCUUUGCUUUAGCUGUAAGGAGAGGAGGAGAGGAUGUCCAGAGGUGAUAGAGGAGUGUGGUGAACAUGGGGAGGUGGUAGAGUAAUUAGUUGUGGUGUGUUCAGUGAUUUACAAACCAUGGGAACAUGUAGAAAGGAACUCACCAACUUCCAGUAAAUCAUCUCUGUUGGGUUCACAAAGAAACACACACACACAACCAUCUUUUCUGUUAAUACAUUUUAAAUGCAGGCUGUAACACAACAAAAUGUGGGAAAAGUCAAGGGGUAGAAUACUUUCUGAAUGCAGUGUAAAUAGGGGACUUCACAUUUCACCAAAACACAACAUAAUGAUAGCUUCUCAAUGUAGUUUUUUUAACAACCAGUUAAUCCAAUAGCAAAAAAUGCUAGAUCAUUUUUUUUUAAUUGCCCUUUGAAUGUAAUAUGCUAUAAUAACGUACAUUACACCGUUUUUACAUUAGGCAAUACACUUGCACUACCGACUGAAAAUCACAUUUCUAUCCCAUGUGUUAUCAAAGUUGUGAUCCCUGAAGACAACGUUCACAAUCAUUGAUGCAAAAAAUAAAAUGUUAA
Messenger RNA from Salvelinus fontinalis (brook trout), 8031 nucleotides. RefSeq names its product tyrosine-protein phosphatase non-receptor type 13-like. The transcript is spliced from 36 exons. Gene Ontology annotation, biological process: protein dephosphorylation. Bases 327 to 6200 code for a protein of 1957 amino acids. Gene Ontology annotation, cellular component: cytoskeleton. NCBI's taxonomy places the organism in Eukaryota, Metazoa, Chordata, Actinopteri, Salmoniformes, Salmonidae. The record is from RefSeq and is a predicted model, not a curated record. Gene Ontology annotation, molecular function: protein binding; protein tyrosine phosphatase activity.